UUUCAGUUUCUAUAAAAUUUAAAAAGACAUGGACAAAGUUGUUAAGUUCGCUGAGCCAGGGCGCGCUUUCGCCAAGGACUCGAUCCGUCUCGUGAAACGCUGCACCAAGCCCGACCGCAAGGAGUUCCAGAAGAUCGCCAUCGCCACCGCAAUUGGCUUCUGCAUCAUGGGCUUCAUUGGCUUUUUCGUCAAGCUGAUACACAUCCCCAUCAACAACAUUAUUGUGGGAUCGUAAAUGGAGCAGAUUGCGAGGGGCCAGAACAAUAACAAUCAUCAAAAUCAGCAUACAUCAAAUAGAUUUUUUUUCGAUAUAUACAAAAACUUAUGUGCAUUCAGCGAA
Drosophila persimilis is the source of this 340-nucleotide messenger RNA. It is a transcript of the gene Sec61gamma, whose product is annotated as protein transport protein Sec61 gamma-2 subunit. Gene Ontology annotation, biological process: protein targeting; post-translational protein targeting to membrane, translocation. The record is from RefSeq and is a predicted model, not a curated record. NCBI's taxonomy places the organism in Eukaryota, Metazoa, Arthropoda, Insecta, Diptera, Drosophilidae. Bases 29 to 235 code for a protein of 68 amino acids. The transcript has a single exon. Gene Ontology annotation, molecular function: transmembrane protein transporter activity. Gene Ontology annotation, cellular component: membrane; Ssh1 translocon complex.